GCCUAAGGAGGAAGAAAAGAUCCAUCCUGCUAUUGUCAGUCUGCUGGAAGAAUAUAAGGAUCUAUCUGAACCACCUUCAGGGGUAGUGCCCAGACCGAUCCAGCACCGAAUAGAAAUAGAACCUGGCAGUAGAACGCCGAAGGAGCAGUCUACAGGAUGUCUCCCAAAGAGUUAGAGGAGCUACGCAAACAGUUAGAUGAGCUCCUAGAAAAAGGAUGGAUCCGGCCUAGUUCAUCGCCGUUCGGUGCACCUGUUCUGUUUGUCCCAAAGAAGGAGGGAGAGUUGCGCAUGUGUAUUGACUACAGGGGACUGAACGCCAUCACGAUUAAGAAUGCAGAGCCAUUACCGCGUAUAGAUGAUUUGCUAGAUCGAGUUCAGGGGUGCAGAUAUUUCUCGAAGAUAGAUCUAAAAUCAGGGUACCAUCAGAUAGAGGUCCAACCUGACGAUCAGUAUAAGACGGCGUUCAGGACAAGGUAUGGGCAUUACGAGUUCAUAGUGAUGCCAUUUGGACUUACUAAUGCACCCGCAACAUUUCAGCGCUGUAUGAACGACUUGUUUAGACCUUGGCUAGAUAGGUUCGUCGUAGUUUACCUGGACGAUAUCCUAAUGUUCAGCAAGACCCUCGAGGAACAUGAGGGCCAUCUACGACAGAUUCUAAGUAAGCUCAGAGAGUCUAACUUUAAGAUUAACCCGAAGAAGUGCGAAUGGGCCAAGACACAUGUCCUUCACCUAGGCCAUGUACUAGACGGCGAUGGCAUUCGGCCUGAGGACAGCAAGAUAGCAUCCAUCAGAGAUUGGCCAACUCCUAAGACACUAACAGAGUUGCGUUCUUUCUUAGGACUGGCUAACUACUACAGGAAGUUCGUGAGGAACUUCUCUACGAUCGCUGCUCCCCUUCKUAGACUAUUGAAGAAAGAAGCUAUCUGGAAGUGGGAUYAGGAUUGUACGUSAGCCUUCAAGAAAUUGAAGAAGGCUUUGAUAGAGUACCCUGUUCUCAAAGUUGUCGAUCCAUCAUUGCCAUUUGUUGUUACUACAGACGCGAGUCAGUAUGGCAUAGGUGUCGUUCUACAGCAAGAUGACAGCAACGGGUAUAGGCCCGUAGAGUUCAUGUCAGCCAGGCUGCCUUCAGAGAAAGUCGCCGCAUCGACAUACGAGAGGGAACUCUACGCUCUCAGGCAGGCUUUAGAGCACUGGAAACACUACCUGCUUGGGAGGCACUUCAAGGUUUAUUCAGACCACGAGACUCUUAGAUGGCUAAAGACACAAGCCAAGAUGACGCCCAAGUUGACCAGAUGGGCUGCUGAGAUAGAUCAGUAUGACUUUGAGUUAAAACCCGUUAAAGGCAAGUACAACGUGGUAGCAGAUGCGCUAAGCAGGGGAUCUGAUUAUUUCGGUGCGAUAGUACACUAUCUAGACAUAGGGGCCGAUCUGCAGCAGAAAGUAAGAGAUGCCUAUGCACAGGACCCAAUCUACAGUAUGCUGCUCAAAAGAGUAAAGGAAGCCCCAGAUAGUGAGCCACACUACCGGACCACGAAUGGGCUACUGUUUGAAAAGACUAAUGUCGCUGACAUGCUAUGCGUCCCCAAUAGUGAAGAGAUCCGUAGUCUGAUCUUAGGGGAAUGCCACGAUACAGAAGGGCACUUUGGAUGGCAGAAGACUUUAGCUAACCUGGUGAUGUCCUAUACUGCCACAACAGCAGCAGUGCCACGUCAGCACUGCCCCGCCACCAUGACGAUUCCAGCUUUGGGCAUGCCAGGCCAACUGGCCAACGAGUCCACAGCCUCGUACCGACAGCGGCUCCUAGCUCAGCUGGCACGGGUCGAGGCUGAGGAAGAGCGCGAGGUGGCAGCCGAGGCUGCCCGCCUACAGGCUGAGGCAGAGGCAGCAGCUGAAAAGCAGCGGCUGCAAGCCGAAGCAGAAGCAGAUGCCCAGGCCCUCCGCAAGGAGGCCCAAGAGCUGCUGCAGUGGCACGAAACCACCAACAUCGACAAGCUCAAGUUCUGGCAUUUUGAACCAUCCGCCGGCCGCAACAACACAACACCGGAAGGGCAACACAAGGAGUUUUUCUCCAAACUCGUGACACGGUUGGUUUACACUUGUAACCACCAACAGGCCGAGGUAGAGAAAAAACACCAGGAACUGGCGAAUCUCCGACAGGCAGUGCAGAACCUCAAGGAUCUGCACGAGGGUGCUACACGGCCACUUCAUUCCCGUGUACAGGACUUGGAGCAAGUUGCACCAAGACCGGAUGCUGGCGAGUCCAGCAGUGCACCCUCUACUCGCCAAUUGGAGGAACGAGUUGACCACGUCGUCGCAAUGUUCGGCGACAUCAGCACCUUCGCUGCACCAGCCACCAUCAGCAAGCAGAUGGACACCUUGAAGACCGAGGUUCAGCAAAUGCACCAGCUUCCCAACAAGGAUGGCAACACCAAUGCGCAGCACUACAAGAUGCCAACAUUCCGCAUCGAAAAGUUCGAUGAUUAUACGCAUCAAGACCCGGUCCCCUGGUGGGAGGGCUUUACGACGGAACUUCGGAUUCUUUUUGUCCCCGAGCACUCGUAUAUCGGCGCGUUGUUCCUCGACUCAAAGGACGGAUGCCAAAUCUGGCUCAGCCACCCGGCAACCAUCCAAUGCGUCCAGGUCGCCGAUCUACAUAAGAAGAUCUCUUGGGAAGAAUUGUCGUGGCUAUGGAAGAAGCGGUUCAUCGUGGACGCGCCCCGACACUCGCCAUCAGCCGCCUCUUCGCCAUGACCCAAGGCAACACACCGCCACGCGACUGGCUCCCGGAAUGGCAAAAGAUUGUGGCAACGCCCGAUCUCGAGCUGCCAUUUUCGCAUC
Chara braunii is the source of this 2838-nucleotide messenger RNA. The record is from the annotation of a GenBank genome assembly. Lineage: Eukaryota; Viridiplantae; Streptophyta; Charophyceae; Charales; Characeae.